GGAACGUUAAACAAUAUGCAACCGACUGAACAUUGCUGUGGUGCAGUGAUACCGGAACAAAAUUGUGGAGCGGUGUGCUGUAUGAAGUCAUGCACCCCGAAUGACACCACAAGGGAGUUAAAAAACAAAGAAACGGGCAUUGACGUAACCAUUCCACGCGUCACACAAGAGAAGGGGCUUUUGCAAUCAACGUACGAAUAUCAAGUUGUGGUAGUGUCCAAUCUGCCGUACUUCAAGAGUCCAAAGCAUAAGGAAAAUGAUGUUGUUCAGUUCAUGGUAAAAAAGAAGUUCUCGGUGUUUGAGGAUCUGUGGUUGAAAAUUUAUGAGAAAUACCCUGCCACAGUACUACCUCCACUUCCAAAGAAAACCCUUUUGGUGAAUGACAAAGUGGCCACAGACAGAAGGGCGGGGCUGGAAAGAUUCCUCAGCUUUCUGGCCUGUACGCCGAAAAUCUGUACAUCCUCCCUGCUGCUUGAAUUUUUAGGUGUAAACGCAAUAAAGGCGGGUAAAUUCACAAAGGAAGGACUGAAAGGUGAGGGAGGAACUGGAGAGAAUGAAGCAGAGAAGGGGGACACGGAGAACAUACCGUCAGACACAGGAAAAAGUAGCGGUCUUUUCGGGGAUGACGACGAGGAUGAAGAUGACGAGGACUUGUUCGAUCAGAAGGAUACAGAGGAUGUUUCAGAGAUUCUACAAUCUACAACAGAUAUAGAUGUAGAAACCAGACUGUUCGACUAUCCCGUUCUCGGUGGUGACAAUGAGGAAGGUGAAAAUUUCUUCCUGGAAUCAGAGAGCAAAGAGGAUGAGUUGAACCCUGCAUUAGAUGAACAAGAAGAUAACUCUGAGCUUUUAAAUGUUCAGGAUGACUUGGACAAUUUGUUUUUGGAUCAAUCGAAAACCGACAAAACCAGUGACGUAUCCAGGAACAGUCAAGUCAAACCUAAACCAGCCUUAAGACCAAAACCAGAUACAAAGACACCAAAGGAACUAGAUAAUCCAAAACCAGCGAUACAUCCCAAGCCAAAGGUCAGUUCUAAACCAACACUGAAACCAAAACCUGUUUUGAAGCAGCUGUCUGCCGAUGCCCAAAAUGAGGCCGUUUCCGAUAUCGGUGACCUAGAUACGGAUGAUAUAAUGAAAUACAUCCUGAAAGCUGAAGAAACGGAGGAAGAAACGGAUUUGUUUUCAUGAUUAACGAAACUUGCCAUAAGAUAUGCAGCAAAAAUUGUGUGCUAAAAGUGACAUUUGUGUUGGAAUCUAUGAUGUGUACACAGAUAUGAACAUGGUUAUUUUUUCAUUGCCUGUGUGUUUGAUAAAUUGUUUUGAUAAAUCUAG
Molecule: messenger RNA, 1335 nt
Organism: Ostrea edulis (European flat oyster)
Lineage: Eukaryota; Metazoa; Mollusca; Bivalvia; Ostreida; Ostreidae
Product: HCLS1-binding protein 3-like
Exons: 8
Coding region: 16-1191 (391 amino acids)
Molecular function (GO): phosphatidylinositol binding
Source: RefSeq, a predicted model, not a curated record